Molecule: messenger RNA, 823 nt
Organism: Ornithodoros turicata
Lineage: Eukaryota; Metazoa; Arthropoda; Arachnida; Ixodida; Argasidae
Product: male-specific histamine-binding salivary protein-like
Exons: 5
Coding region: 119-784 (221 amino acids)
Biological process (GO): symbiont-mediated perturbation of host defenses
Molecular function (GO): amine binding
Source: RefSeq, a predicted model, not a curated record
AAGGAAAUGUGUUAAACUUAUAACAAUCUUAGGUAGAGGAUUCCUGGAGAGUGAAGAGUAUUUAGAAGCAAAGACGGUUGACUCGAGUGGACAUACUCCAAGAAGGAUAGGUUCCUCCAUGUCUUCGCAAGUACUUUUACUUUUUGCAGCGCAGUUGUGCCUUGGCACAGCACAGGUUCUACUCGCUUCUAAAAAUUCUCUUCCGUACACACCCCUUGCCAAAGUGGAAGUUAAGAACUACGCGGAAACGCUACCACGACUUGGGAAGUCCCAGGACGCAUGGAAGUUCAUCACUGCAAACAAGACGCUUCACCUGUACAUGCGUUCCUUCGAACAUGACCUCAUGUAUGGCAACGACAGCAAGUGCGUCAAGGGUAACUUGUUGGACGCUAACAAUAAUGUGGCGACAGUUGACUUAAGCUAUAUCGACAGAAGUAAAAAGGAUCACAUUGAUGUACACUUUGUGGCAUACUUCCGGGUGAACCGUACUGAAGGGUACAACCAGUCCAACAUUCUUGUAGGAUCGUACGACAAGGAGGGAGAAGGGUAUCCGUAUCCGAUGGUGUUUUCGGAUUAUAAGACCUGUGGAAUCGUAAGGAUCCCUCAUUACGAAAAAGAUGGCAAACCAGCGUGCCAGCUUUGGGUCAUGGGUGAUUAUGUAAAGAAAGUGAACCGUUGCUGCCUGUUCAUCUAUCAGUUGCUGUGUGGACCGGAAAAACACCUGGUCUAUGACGCUGACAAGUGCAGAUACGAAGAGCAACACGACGUUGAAGUGGAAGAAUAAACGCAAGAACUUACAGAGUACUCUUGCAACUAAUUAUUA